CUCAUAACAGCCUAAGCAUUACGAAACUUCUAUUAGAUCAAAUAAGCCUCACGUAUCAAAAUAGAAAUGCAUUUUUUUAUAUUGACUAAAUUCGACACUAAAUGUCUCCCAUACAAAAACUCUUCACUUGCUUAAUAAUUUAUUAUUUGCUGAACGUGGAGAGAUUUUGGGCGGAGUAAACCUUCUCGUUUUGCCUCUUCCUCUCCGAUUUGGCUCAAAUAAGAAGAGGCGUGAACGUCGGGUGGCUUUGCUGUUGAACAGGUCAUGUCGGUAAAGAUGGAAAUGGAUGUCAGUGGCGUGUCCAGGACACCCAUCUCUGUUCUACCUGCUGCUGCAGAGGUCAAAGCCAUGCUGAAACCCGAUACAGGGGACAGGCCCCGCUGUGCCAGCACCCCCUGCUCCCCCAUCAAAAGUACUGUUUCAGGCUUCCAGAUUCUCCACAUGGACUCCAACUACCUAGUCGGCUUCACCACCGGCGAGGAGCUGCUAAAACUAGCCCACAAGUGGUCUCCCAACCCAGAGAAGACCCUUAUCACCACACCGACCACCACAACGUCAACAGCAUCAGAGGCCUUGCCCAGUUCUGUCCCCAAACCCAUGGACUUGGGCAUCCACCGGGCGUCGCGCAUCUACAAAGCCAAAAACCGCUACUACCAGCCAUACGACAUCCCUGUGGUCAACGGGCGCCGGCGUAGGCGCAUGCCCAGCUCAGGUGACCCCUACCUCAGGCCCCUGUCCCAAGGGGAGGGUGGCCCAGGGAGGGCCCUGCACCACGGCCCCCUGCCCCUCUGCCUUCUCAAGGGGAAGAGGGCCCAGUCCAAGUCCCUGGACUACCUCAACCUGGACAAAAUGAGUGUCAAGGAGCCUCCGGCCGACACAGAGGUGCUGCAGUUCCAGCUACAGCACCUGACGCUGCGGAGCGAGCGCAUGUUCACCAGGAACAAGACAUGAAGCAACACCCGCCUGUUCUCUCAUCCACUCCCAUGGGAUUUGGGUGCUAUUUCCGGCUGUGCGUUUCUCUCCCUACUCAGAUCAUAGGAUAGUCCUUUAAGGGGACACUUGCGGAGACCACUAAUCUUGUUAUUAUUAUGAAGCGAGGGUGACAAACUAAGCGGGUCUCUUGACGAAAUGAGACGCAUGCUUACGUAUACGUAAAAAUCCAGUGAACACAAAUUGUUAAGUUAGUACACUGAAAACGGGGUUCGUUUAGAUACAAAAAUGUGAAGUUCGUCAGGAUUAGCAAUAACUGGUAAACGUAUUUAUUGACUGUGUGUGUGUAUGUGUGUGCGCGCGCACCUUUUUAAAAAUGGUAAGGGAUGUGUAACCAAUGCCUCUCCAACUGGCCCCUUUUUUUCUGCAUUGGACUGCACUGUUAGACAUAUUAUGUUUUUACAGACCUUGCAUCCUCAUCUACAGCACACCUUUACUUUUUAACCACUAUACGUCCAUAGCAAUUAGCAUUAGCCGCAGCAGUACUGCACUCUACAUCCAUAGCAAUUAGCAUUAGCCCCAGCAGUACUGCACUCUACAUCCAUAGCAAUUAGCAUUAUUGGCAGCAGUACUGCACUCUACAUCCAUAGCAAUUAGCAUUAGCCCCAGCAGUACUGCACUCUACAUCCAUAGCAAUUAGCAUUAGCCCCAGCAGUACUGCACUAUACAUCCAUAGCAAUUAGCAUUAGCCUCAGCAGUACUGCACUUUACAUCCAUACCAAUUAACAUUAGCCUCAGCAGUACUGCACUUUACAUCCAUACCAAUUAGCAUUAGCCCCAGCAGUACUGCACUUUACAUCCAUACCAAUUAGCAUUAGCUCCAGCAGUACUGCACUUUACAUCCAUACCAAUUAGCAUAAGUCCCAGCAGUACUGCGCUAUAUGUCCAUAGCAAUUAGCAUUAGCCAAAACAGUACUGCGCUAUACAUCCAUAGCAAUUAGCAUUAGCCCCAGCAGGACUGUAUGUAAGCUACUGUAUGUCUGUAUGUGUGAGGAUGUAUAGGGGCAGCAGGUAGCCUAGUGGUUAGAGUGUUAGACCAGUAACCGAAAGGUUGCAAGAUCAAAUCCCCGAGCUGACAAGGUAAAAAAAAGUGUCAUUCUGCCCCUGAACAAGACAGUUAACACAACUGUUCCUAGGCCAUCAUUGUAAAUAAGAAUUUGUUUCUUAACUGACUUGCCUAGUUAAAUAAAGUUUUUUUUUUAAAUGUGAAAGCUCACUCCGCUACACUACUAUUUUGCUCUUGCCAAGCACCAGGGAAAUGUGGGUUUAAUGUAAACCACUGACUGUUACACAAUCAAAAGGUUAUUUAAAACAGAAUACUGUAAGGGGGCAAUCUGCAGUUACUGCAUCCAUUUUUGGACUUAUAAAUUGAUGAUACUCAUUGAUUCUUGAAGAAUAUAACUUUUAAAUGCCUCAUGAGCUUUAGCUCAACUGUCGUAGCCCAUCAGAACUUAAAAUAUAUGCUUGUUUUACUCCACUGUUUGUAAACGGUAAAUAUAAACAAACACUAUAUAUAUAUCCUCAAAACAUGGUUAAAACUAUCAUUUUCUUAUCAGUGGUGGUCAGUCCUUGCAUUCAUAUCUAUGAAUUUGAGUGUGGUUACAUUUCUGCAGCCCCAUCCCUCAGCUUUUUACCGAAACGGGGGCAGGGGGUACGCUUUGUUAUUGCUUCAACUGCUGAUUGCUGCUCUAAGAGGAUUUGUGGGGGAGAGGCUUACCGUCAGAGUGCCUGAGGUGAGAUUAGCUCCUUACAUACAGAAUUAAUCCCCUCACUCCAUUUCUCCCAGUCAGACUGAAUCCUCAGCAGGAGUGAGGGGUUGAAUUAGGAGAUUCCAGAUUUUCUGCAUCUAGACGUUGUGUCCAUCAUUCUGAAUCCCAGUCAUUCUUUUCAUUUCCUGAAUGGGAGGGAUGGGUGUUUUAGCCUGGGUAAAAGGUUAUCAAUUUAGUUUGAUGUUUUUGCCACCCCUUCAUAAAGGUGUGUAGAGCACCUGAAACACGUACCGUAGCUAUGGAAACCAAAGGAGGAUUAUUUUGGAUGCCCUGGGAAAACUUGACCACAUUGUAAUAUGAUCUAUUUGGGGUUUCGUAGGACACGUGACAAUCAUUUUGAGGUGUAAUCUUGGAGAACACCUUACUUGAAGUAGCCCUGACCUAAUGCCCUCAUAACAAAAUCAUUUGCAUGAUAUAAAUUAUCUGAUAGUCUCUUACCAAUGACAAUGUACCUAUUAUAAGCCAUAUGACAUAUAAUGGUAACUGUACACUGAGUGAACGAAACAUUAAGGACACUUUACUAAUAUUGAGUUGUCAACACAUGACAGUAAAGUGCACCAUCUCAUGACUAUACAAUUCUGGUCUUUCCCAAUACUGUAAUUCACCAAGCGACCAAAAUUGUGACAUUUUUGGAAAGAUCACCUUCCUUUCCUCCAGACAUGCAAAACUACAGCUAGGCAGGGUAUUGGUCCAGACAUUUACACUGAGUGUACAAAAUAUUAAGAACACCUUUCUAAUAUUGAGUUGCACCCCCUUUUGCCCUCAGAAUAGCCUCAAUUCGUUGAGGGUGUGGACUCCAGAAGGUGUCGAAAGCGUUCCACAGGGAUGCUGGCCCAUGUUGACGCCAAUGCUUCCCACAGCUGUGUCAAGUUGGCUGGAUGUUCUUUGGGUGGUGGACCACUCUUGAUACACACGUGAAACUGUUAAGCGUGGAAAAACCCAGCAGCGUUGCAGUUCCUAACACAAACCGGUGCAUCUGGCACCUACUACCAUUCCCCGUUCAAAGGCACUUAAAUAUUUUGUCUUGCCCAUUCACCCUUUCAAUGGCACACAUACACAGUCCAUUCCUCAAUCAGUCAGUCUAUGUCAUGAAAGACCAGGUGUCCAUAAUGUUUUGUACACUCAGUGUACAUGUAUAUUGUACAUGUAUAUGCCUUUUCAUGCUUUAUAUGGUUUGGUGUGACUUUCAAAUUCUACUAUUAUGGGUUUAAGCUCUUUUUCAUCAUGCUUCUCUUUUCCACGCUAACGUCUUUGUGUCAUAGGACAAGAAAAUAACCUCCAAAAACCAUACAAGGAAAUACAUUUUCAAAGUUAGGAACUGCAUCCAUCUUCUCUGUGUGUUCUCCAUUGUGUUUGUGUCAGUGUCGUUUGAGUAAAAGGUUAUUGGACCCUUCUAGAUGGUUCAUGGGUUAGGGUUAGUCACCUGUCUGUCUUCACUCUAAAUGGGUUUACAGAAAUUGCUUCAUCUGUAUUUCCAUUAAAAAAAAGGUGUUUAAUGUAACUAUAUUAUUAUUUAUUUUUUAUAUCAUUUUUUAUUUCUAGUUGUAAUUGAUCUGAAGUCAUGGAUGACAUCGAUAUUGGUUUAAUAUAAAAAUGGCAGUAUAGGCUAUGUUUACCUGGAGUGGACACUUAAAGGCACCUUAACCCGACGUAUGAAUGGUGAUGUGUACUUUUUUAAGGGUGCAGAUCACAACAGCAGCUAAAGAUAAAAACUCAUUCAUUUGAACAAACACUCCCUGAAUAACGGUGAUAUGUUUUCACCAAACACUUGGAAAUGUUCUCUGGUGAAAUAUAUUCGGUAUUAUCAAUAACCGUCAACGAUUUGCUCACAGAUGUGACUGUGUUUGCAGUGAAUAUUUGGUGGCUUCUUAGUUGUGAUGUUUAGAAUGUGUUGAUUUAACAGUUUAACCUUAACAGUGUUCGUACCGCAUCAUAUUAAUUGUAUACAGUAGAAAUUAACAGUUUUACUUUGGCCAUCAUGAAGGAAAACGCUACUUGAACAACACGUGUUUUAAUAUGCCAUUCAAUGCUAGAUAUUGUAAGACUGUGUCAGUUCUAAACAGGAAUAUCCAAUGCAUUAUGGGAAUUAAUAAUAGACUACAGUAAUUCUGGACUGAGAUGCCCAUUUAAUAGAGAAUCUCCAUUGAACAUGGUUUUUAGGCCAGGACUGUUAUUAAUCUGUGAUCUGAAAACUGGACCUCGAUGUUCACAGUAAAGCAUUGUCUUCAUAAUUACAAUGUGGGUUGAAAUGUGAUAUUUUCCUGCAUGACCAUUAACCACAACAAUGUAACAAGGAAGUUGCAUCGCAGGUCAACAGUGCUUUUCAGUGACUCAUUUUGACUUCAUGUUCAUAGGCUUGUGUGGAACUUUGUCAUUUUAUUCCUACAAAAGGUUUAUUGUCAUUUUGACUUUCUGGUCAAAUCUUUCACGCCGCUUGUAUACUGUAGUUUAGCUACCUAAAAGCAUUUGUUUUGUUUUCUACUGUGUCUAUUUAUGCCCUGCAAUGCGACUGACUUACGUUUUAUUAUGUUUCACUUUGUUAUUAAAACACUACUACGCUC
Molecule: messenger RNA, 5320 nt
Organism: Oncorhynchus masou masou (cherry salmon)
Lineage: Eukaryota; Metazoa; Chordata; Actinopteri; Salmoniformes; Salmonidae
Gene: macir
Product: macrophage immunometabolism regulator
Exons: 2
Coding region: 265-951 (228 amino acids)
Biological process (GO): negative regulation of fibroblast migration; negative regulation of cytokine production involved in inflammatory response
Source: RefSeq, a predicted model, not a curated record